CCCAGUAACAUUCUGAAUUUCCACCUGCCCGCCCCAGCGGCUUAUAACGCACAGCACGAGACCCGAAGUCCAGUCUCCUGCUCUCUGUGGCUGGGUAAGCAGGAGCAGAGGGUCAUGCUGUAUCCUGUUUUCCACAAUCCAGAGGAGGUAAAAGGACGCUGCCUAAGAGAACUUCUGAGGACAGAAUCAAAGCCCUAACGGCGUGGAAUUUGUCCCCUGCUCACAUCAGCAGCCAAUGAAGCUGAUAGGCAGCUUUGAUGCUUCAAAAACACUAAAUGCCAAUAACAUGGAGACGUUAAUUGAAUGUCAGUCAGAGGGCGAUAUCAAAGAUCACCCCUUGUUGAUGUCAUGUGAGAGUGAAGACAGUGUUUGCCAGAUAAGUGAAGUUAAGAAGAGAAAGAAAGUGCUGUCCUGGCCCUUUCUCAUAAGAAGGCUCUCGCCUUCGUCAGAUUUCUCCGGAUCUUUGGAGCCAGAGUUGAAAGUGUCACUGUUUGAUCAGCCCUUGCCAAUGAUCUGUGGUGAGGACACACUCCCAAGGCCCAUUCAGGACAUUCUCACAAUUCUCUGUCUAAAAGGCCCUUCAACUGAAGGAAUAUUCAGGAAAGCUGCGAGUGAGAAAGCCCGCAAGGAGCUGAAAGAGGAGCUCAACGGUGGCAGUGCUGUGGACCUGGAAGUGCUCCCAGUGCACCUCCUGGCGGUGGUCUUCAAGGACUUCCUCCGGGGUAUCCCCGGGAAGCUGCUCUCUUGCGACCUGUUUGAAGACUGGAUGGGAGCCCUGGAGCAGCAGGAGGAGGAAGACAGAAUUGAGGCCCUAAAGCAGGUUGCAGAUCGGCUCCCCUGGCCCAACCUUCUUCUGCUCAAGCACCUGCUCUGUGUGCUGCAUCUGAUCAGCAAGAACGCCGAGGUCAACAGGAUGGACUCCAGCAACCUGGCCAUCUGCAUUGGCCCCAACAUGCUCACACUAGAGAAUGACCAACACUUGUCUUUCCAGGCCCAGAAAGCCCUGAACAAUAAGGUUAAGACACUGGUGGAAUUCCUCAUUGACAACUGCUUUGAAAUAUUUGGGGAGAACAUUCCGGCUCAUUCUCGCAUCACUUCUGACGACUCCCUGGACCACACCGACAGUUCAGAUGUGUCAAUGCUGCAGAAUGACUCUGCCUACGACAGCAAUGACCCUGAUGCGGAGACCAGCAGUACCACCAGCCCUCCCAGCCGGCCAACCCCAGGGCUCACCACCAGCAUUGCUGGCUUGGACAGCGGGGUCCCACAGGACACCUGUGACUUAAGCCCAGAGCCCAUUGUUAGUACAGUAGCCAGGCUGAGAAGGGCCGUCAGCCAGACAGACAGGAGGUUCUCAGAUCCCAGCAUGCCACCCUCACAGGAGUGCCUGGAGAGCCGGAUGACAAGCCAGAAACUAACUAAAAGCAAAGAUGACUUUACCAUGCCCGGGGCCAGCUCUCAUUUCGAAAGCGAGAAAACAGAAGAUCCAUUUCCAGUGGAAAGCAAACCCAAGAGACCAGCAAACCUGAAGCUCAACAACUUGAGCCCGGGUUUGGCAGGUCCACAGGGACUGGCACCCAAAGCCUUCUCCAGCAGCUCCCUGGAUGGGUCUUCUGACAGUUCACCUGUACCUUCUCCUUCCUGCCCCAAAAGAAAUUUCUUCACCAGACAUCAGUCUUUCACUAUGAAGACUGAAAAAGGCAAGCCCAACAGAGAAAUUAAAAAGCACUCCUUGUCAUUCUCCUUGGCCUCCCACAAAAAAGUCCUGCUCAAAACCCCCAGCUUUGAGUCUGGGAAACCCAAAGACAUAACCAGAGACCAAGUCAAGAAAGGCUGGCGGAAAGAAAGCCAGCUUGCUGGCCGAAUCGUCCAGGAAAAGCAGUCUGACAUCCACAGCCAAGCAGCUGUCAGCCUCAGCUCACCUUCCUGGGCCCUCUCCGUGGACGAUGUGUUCCAGCUAGCUGACAGGGGGAGUCCAGGAAGCCCGCCAUCUUACCAAGAGGCCAUUCAGCUCCAGGCAUCUGGAUUCAUGGCCUAUGGAAGCCAGACAGUUGGAAGUAUGAGAGCCAGAAUGCUCAGCCAGGACUCCAAGCUGCCACCUCUUCCCCAUGGGCAAAGCAUCUUCAGUGAAGGGAAACAUGGUGAUCACAUACCAUCUCCCAUGACUGAGCAUUUGAAACAGAGCCAGACUGUCAGUGUCUCUGUAGAAACUCAAGCUGGACCUGAAUUCCACCGACUGAGAACCAGAUCAGAGUCUAUGCAGAAAGAUAAGCAGGACUCCCUUGGGCGACGAUGUAGCCAGCCGAUCUUCGAUGCUGACCAACUCCAAUAUGCCAGAGAAUCCUACAUUUAGGACAGGAGGCCUUGUACCAACUUAUGGAAUGUGUACAUAUAGGACCACAUAAAGAACUGCGUGUAGACUGUGUUCUCUAAAAAGUCAUGAAUAAGCUCCUGUAGAUGGUCUAGUGGAAUCCUCCUGUGCAAGGAUAGCUCCGCAGGGUGCUAGUGUGUGUGUACCUGAUCUGUGCAAUAUCUAACGAAUGUAUAUAUGAGAGAGCAGGUCUGCAUGAAUCCUUGCUCAUGUGUAUGUAUGUACAUUCAGUAACUCAUUAUUCUUUUUCCCUUAGGGAAAAGUGCUUCUAAAAUCACCUUUGUCUUUUCAUUAAUGCUGCCUCAAAUGCCAUGCAAGUUUUCAUAUUUUCCACAAACUAUAUUGAGGGAACAAUAUCUAAAUCUCUGAUAACAGUUUACUCUAAGAAGCAAGCUUGUAAUAACUAGUCAUCACAGUAGAAGAAAGAAAGAGACCACAAGCCAUAGAGUUUGGUAUCUGGAGUUGUUCAAGGCAAUUGGGAAAUAAUAAUGAUAAUUAUUUUUAAUACUUAAAUAUCUCCUUUCAAUCAUUAAAUGAGUGGAGGGGAGGAAAUGUAUUACAUUUAAAGCACGGUGUUUCUUUGCAGUCCAGGAAGCAACAGUGUGGAGGUCAGAGGUUUUAUGUGCAUUGGGGGUUCUAUGUAAAGCUUCAAUGUAAUUUCACUACAAUAAAUUGCCUUCCUUCCUUAUGUGAAAGUUAAAACAAAUCACUAUUUAUUGAUAUAUUGCCUCCUCCCCCUCAGUUAAUAGAAAUCCACCACGAAAAUUAUUUGUAUGUUGGCUCAUUUAACAAACAUUUAUGGAAUAUAUAUAUAUAUAUAUAUAUGUACAUAUAUAUAUCCAUUGUUUCAAGCCAACUGGCAAGCCUGAGUAUUUUGUGUCUAGGAAACAUAAUCCCUGUCCCCCAGGAGUUUGAAAAAGAAAAAAAAGGCACCUUAAGCCAUUUUUCAACAAGCAUUUGAGUGCCAAAAGUUUUUACUAUGUAAAUACAGGAUAAUAAAACAUAGGUCACAUUUCCCAUUUCUAGAGAACUAAGCUUUUCGCUGCUUUUUCAUAUCUCAUUAUUAUGAUGCUACAUUUGCCUAAUUAUUAGCAAUCACAUUGAUAAAAUGUUUGAAAUAUACUAGAACUUUAUUGCUAGUGAUUCAGCUAUUUAUUAAAAAUACUAGAAUAUAAUUCCCUUAACCAAUUUGUAUAAAAGAUUGUGUAUGCUUUUGGUCUGUUGCUGAAAUAUUUGUGUUUGUGAAAUGUUUGUGUUGACUAGCUACCAAAUGAAGACAUGAUUCACUA
Molecule: messenger RNA, 3660 nt
Organism: Dipodomys ordii (Ord's kangaroo rat)
Lineage: Eukaryota; Metazoa; Chordata; Mammalia; Rodentia; Heteromyidae
Gene: Tagap
Product: T-cell activation RhoGTPase activating protein
Exons: 10
Coding region: 236-2353 (705 amino acids)
Biological process (GO): signal transduction; regulation of Rho protein signal transduction
Molecular function (GO): GTPase activator activity
Source: RefSeq, a predicted model, not a curated record